AUGCCUAUCAGCAGUGAAGUCUGUAUAAGGAAACGACCUCCAGUGCAAGAUCGCAAAGAAAAUCAUUUCGAGACAAAGCAGAGCAUUUUGGAUCUGCAUUCCGCUCAAGAAACUCGACGGGUUCUCAUCAAAAUCGGGUUUGAGAACUCCAAACCAACUGAGAACACCGAGCAAAAGCCCUUGCCAGUAGGAAGCAAAUAUGAUCAAUUUGACGCAAAGGAAUUUGCCCCAAGGAUUAAAUUGUCGUAA
Ogataea philodendri is the source of this 249-nucleotide messenger RNA. RefSeq lists its product as uncharacterized. The record is from RefSeq and is a predicted model, not a curated record. The coding region runs from base 1 to 249 and encodes 82 amino acids. Lineage: Eukaryota; Fungi; Ascomycota; Pichiomycetes; Pichiales; Pichiaceae. The transcript has a single exon.